This is a messenger RNA of Entelurus aequoreus (snake pipefish), 8243 nucleotides long. Its product is annotated as mucin-2-like. The transcript has 17 exons. The record is from RefSeq and is a predicted model, not a curated record. The coding region runs from base 106 to 5046 and encodes 1646 amino acids. Lineage: Eukaryota; Metazoa; Chordata; Actinopteri; Syngnathiformes; Syngnathidae.
UGAGACAAAUAAUCCAAUCAUUAGUUCACCAACACCGCUGAUGUCUUGCCUACAGUCCCUGAGAGAUGACUUCACUCUGAGGCCGUUUGAGCUCCAGGACACACGAUGAAGCGGAGGUUGUCGCCAUGGGGAGCCAGCUUUGGAAGUGGGCGAAGCAGUGACGCCGCUGCCAUGGCAUCAGGACCUUCAGAUGUGAUGGCCAACCAGGAGCCUGCUGAGGUUGCAGAUGAGUGCUCAGGAAAGAAGAAGUCUAAGUUCCAGACAUUUAAAAACUUCUUUGCCAGGAAGAAGAAAAAGGAGGUGUCUUCAUCAGCGGAUCAGUCAUCGCUUAAAGGCAGCCAGUCGAGCGACGAUAUCAGUAAAACAUCAGAAAACAAAGCACUCAGUCGCUCAGAGAAGGAGAAAGGUUCUGGGUCAAAGAUCAGUCUGGGCAGCAAAGCGUUGUCGCAUGACUCCGUCUUUGUCUCAGAUUCGUCGGACGCAAACGAGGCUCUGGGGGCAUCUCAGGACAGCAUUCAUGGAAAAGUCAAAUCUCUUCAGCUCCAGCUCAAGCAGGCCAUCAGACUGGGCUCUCCUCCAUCUCUGAUGUGUGUUAAGAGGACAGAAGAUGGCGGAACCAUGUCAGAAGAUGACGGUCUACCCUGCAGCCCCCCUGAAUACACUUCACCUCACACAGCCCUGAAUCAGGAUAAGAGGAACAGCUCCAUCAGCCUGGAGGGUAGCGACAGCGAUGAAGACCAGUCAUCCAGAGUUGGGAGCCCCCUUGUGGUGGUUCCAGGGGAUUUCAGUCUGCCUGCCAGCCCGUUUGGCUGUCUGGAUAACUCUGCUGCCAAACACAAGCUGGGCCUAAGAAGUAAGGCCUGUAACAGGAGGAAACCUGCCAAUAGACUUGACAUCAAAGCAGAGGAACAUAGCAGGAUGAAUGGAUCGUUGAACAUCCUGGAGGCACAAGAGGAUGAGAAAAUAGGAGAUGCAAGUGGUGAUGAGCUGGACCAGAAACUGGAGAAGGAGGAUGAGCCACUCUUGUUGGGAGAUAAGCAGGAAAGCAUGGAAGGAGAAGAUGUGUUGGAAGAAGAAGACCAAGAUGGUCGGGAGACUUCCUGUCAAUCAGAGGAGGGAGGUCCAUCCUUUCCAAAGCGCAGCACCAGAAACGCCUCUCUGGACAGUCCCAGAGCAACACCAGAGCCCCCUGCUGGCCAGAAAGAUGUCUUCGACCAGCGAGUGGUUACAUGUGGAACAGAGGAGAACAUGGAUGGACUAGGAGAGGCUGUGGAAGAAGAUGGCUCCUUCUUACAGGAGGUGCUGAACUCCUUACCUUCUUGUUCCUCGUGCGUGGACUCUAAGGAUGUUGUCCUGGAGAUGAAGGAAGAAGAUAAGGAGCUAGAAGAAGCAGAAGAGGAGGAGGUGAAGGAUCAAGAGCCUGUCUUUCAUCAGGAGGCUCCUUCUGAUGCCCUCCUGUCGGGUCAGACGAGUGUGGAAGAGGAGGUGGAGGAAGCUCCUCAGAGUGGGAGCACUGCUGCUUUCUCUAUACAUGUCCAUGAAGAGGAGGAACGUGAAGAUGGUGAAGAACAGGAGGAGGAGGAAGAGCCGCUAGUCAUGGAAAGAUUCAGUCAUCCUUGUGGCGAAGGAGAGAAAGCGCUGCCAGGGGAAGAGAUACCUGAAGAAGAACAAGCCUUGAUCCAAAGAAGAUCUGACCCACAGGAAGCACUGGAAGCGGUGACAAGUGAUGAAGAAGAGCAGCUGGAGGUAAAGGAGGAUCAGGAGAUGAGGGAGGAGGAGAAAGAGGAGACACAACAGAUGGUAGAGGAGGCAAUAGACGUCAUGGAUGGAACGACUUCUAAAGCAGCGGAUGGAGAUGUUUGCAAUGUUCUCCCAGUCCAAGAGGAAGGGGAAGGUGCAGAUGCACUGGCAGGAGAUGAUGCCACAUGCAACCCACAAGUCAUAUAUGAUGACAGAUUUCCAGAAUCAUGUGAUCAGAAAGCUGACACCGUACACGAGAACCAACCCCAUGGAAAUGAUGAAAGAACUGGUGGAGAGGACGGAGCUGUGGUGGGUGAAGACUUAAACCGACAUUUGGAUAAAGAAGAAGGGCUGGAGGCUCAGGACAUUUACAGGAAACAAGACAUGGAUGAAGAUCUAGAGCAGGACAAAUCAAAAGUGAUGCAAACCAGAUCACCCAUGUCUUCUUCCUCUUUGCACUUUGAGUCUUUUUCACCACUAAAUGAGACUCCCACUAAGACCAACCUUCAAAGUGAGACCUUCAGUCCCACUAAGAUCAACCUUCCUUUUGAAACCUUCACUCCCACUAAGACCAACCUUGGAAGUGAGACGUUCAGUCCCACUAAGACUAACCUUCAAAGUGAGACCUUCACUCCCACUAAGACCAACCUUCGAAGUGAGACCUUCAGUCCCACUAAGACUAACCUUCAAAAUGAGACCUUCAGUCCUGCUAAGACCAUCCUUCCAAGUGAAACCUUUACUCCCACUGAGACUAACCUUCCAAGUGAGACCUUCAGUCCCACUAAGACUAACCUUCAAAGUGAGACCUUCAGUCCCACAAAGACUAACCUUCCAAGUGAGACAUUCAGUCCCACUAAUACCAACCUUCCUUGUGAUACCUUCACUCCCACCAAGACCAACCUUCCAAGUGAGACCUUCAGUCCCACUAAGACUAACCUUCAAAGUGAGACCUUCAGUCCUGCUAAGACCAUCCUUCCAAGUGAAGCCUUCAAUCCCACUGAGACCAACCUUCCAAGUGAGACCUUCAGUCCCACUAAGACUAACCUUCAAAGUGAGACCUUCAGUCCCACUAAGACUAACCUUCAAAGUGAGAUCAGUUCCACUAAGACUAACCUUCCAAGUGAGACAUUCAGUCCCACUAAUACCAACCUUCAUUGUGAUACCUUUACUCCCACCAAGACCAACCUUCCAAGUGAGACCUUCAGUCCCACUAAGACUAACCUUCAAAGUGAGACCUUCACUCCCACAAAGACCAACCUUCCAAGUGAGACCUUCAGUUUCACUAAGACUAACCUUCAAAGUGAGACCUUCAGUCCCACUAGGGCCAUCCUUCCUUGUGAUACCUUCAAUCCCACUAAGACCAACCUUCAAAUUGAGACUUUCAGUCCCACUAAGACUAACGUUCAAAGUGAGACCUUCAGUCCCGCUAAGACCAUUCUUCCAUGUGAGACCUUCACUCCCACUGAGACCAACCUUCAAAGGGAGACCUUUACUUCCUCUAAAACCAACCUUCCAUGUGAGACCUUCACUCCCACCAAAACCAACUUUCCAAGUGAGACCUUCAAUCCUACUAAGACCACAAUUCCAUGUGAGACCUUCAGUGCCCCUGAGACCAGCCUUCAAAGGGAGACCUUUACUCCCAGUAAGACCAACCUUCCAAGUGAGACCGUUUCUCUCACUGAGACCAACCUUCCAAGUGAGACCUUCACUCUCGAUAAGACCAACCUUCCAAGUGAGACCUUCACUCCCACUGAGACCAACCCUCCAAGUGAGACCUUCACUCCCACUGAGACCAACCCCCCAAGUGAGACCUUCAUUCCCAUUCCAACCACCGCUAUCCACAUGAACCUAGUCUCUCCCAGUUCAGAGACUGGAAACACGUUGGCCUUAAAUCUGUCCCCAACUGAAGAACAAUUGAUACCGUCUCAUGAAAUAACAACAGAACAUGUUGAAGAAGAAACUUAUAAAGUGUUAGAAGUGGUUGCUGAUGAGGAACAACAGGUGGAAAAAGUAUUUGAUACAACGGUUGGUGUGGAAAAGGUUACCAUUCCAUCACCUGAAGAAGAAGUAGGGAAAGAUGGUGGUUCCAAUCAGAACAAAGUCUGUUCCACAUUAGCCCCUGCCUGGCAGAGGUCUCUCUCUGGAGGGGAUUCCAAAAACAUGCCACUGUCUUCCCCUACCCCAUCUGGAGAUGAAGAUGGUGAAGAACCCAUCAAGCAGGACCUCCAUGUGGAUGCACAGUCCCAUACACAUGCGGUAGUGACUUCUGGUAAAACAAAGAUGACUGGUGACAAUGCUGUCAAACCUCAGAAGACUGUGUCUCAAGACACAGCCAGAGCUCAGACCUCACCUGUUGCAGCAAAAGAAGAGAGUUCAGUGGUGGUGGAGGGAAGCUACGACAGUCCCUUUGGUGUUCGGCUCAGGAAGACAGCAGUUCUGCACAGCUUCAGCUCGGAGGAGGAAAUCACAGAGGCACCUGUUGAACCUCCAGCACAGUCUGUCAGCUCUAAAGUCGAGCCAACUGCCAUUGCCAAACCCUCCACAAGUCCAGCAAUCAGCAACAAACCUGCUCUCCCCAAGAAACCAGAUAUCCAUGGAGACAGUGGAGUGAAAACAAAGCGUGUUUCAGAGCCCGUUGCAGUUCGUAAUGUUUCUACUGGAUCUGAGUGUCCUAGCUGGAUCUCUGUGGCCAGACAGAAACAAAAGAUCUAUAAAAAAAACUCGCUGGAUGAAAUGACGGUCAAGAAGGAGGAACAAGACAAGAAGUCUCCACUGCCAACGUACGUCAGCUCUGCUGCAAGGAAAGAACUCUGCAACAAAACGCCUGAAUUCACUGGAAAAGUGAGUUUGUCAGAAAGCAGCAAUCCUCCAUGGCCUGCGGAGAAGGAGAGCAGGAAGUCUCUGUCGCCUCCCACUCCGGUGCCACCUCAGCCUCCUAAAUCCCAAGCACAGUCCUGCCCUGCCCCCGCUAAACCCCCGGCUCCUCUGGUCACUGCCAAACCUGCAUCCUCCCAUCCAUCCCCGUCCUCCUCCGCUCCGGCUCCUCUGAAAUCUCCCACUAGCGUCAACCCUCCGGUCCUCUCCAAAACCUCCCCCCCGUCCAAGCCCACGCUCACAUCACCUCCUUUUUCAUCGAGAGUCAACCCUCCCCUGCCGGAGCCGAGAGCUCCAGCGCUUUCCGCUCCAGCUUCUUUAGCCCAGCGUGGUCUUCCACCUUCGUCCUUGCCCCAAGAUGAGCCACCUUGGAUGGCUCUGGCCAAGAAGAAGGCCAAAGCUUGGAGCGAGAUGCCUCAGAUCGUUCAGUGACACACCCAGGUGUGCUCCUCUGCUUCAGUGUUGCGCUUUGAAGGCCACUUGACUCUCCACUAACAGCCUGGAUGGACCACACUGCAUUUGCACAUUAAGCAGAGCUCUUCUUGCUUCCUUCUUGCUUGUAAGCAUCUGGCAAUCUUCUGUAAAAUGACUCCAAUCACGCUAACCAUUAACAUGUUGUCACGUGAACCUUCAGCCAUACUUAGGUGCCUAAUUAAGGGAAAGGAUGGAGGCACCUGACUCACUAUGGUGAGAGAAAGCACACAGGAGUUCCAGGACCACACUGAGGGGAAUAAAAAGUACAAUUAUGAGGGGAAAACAAUGUAACAGUAUGAGAAAAAGUAAGGUGGUUCUUAGUGAAUGACAAAACGCCCUCACAAAUCUGAAGGGAAAAGUCAGCCACUGUAACUGCAUAAAUGAGUACUUAUUUGUUAAAAAUACUUUAUUUCUGUAAAAACUGUCCUCAUCUUAACAUCCUGUAUUUUAUGCUCAUAAUAUUACAAAUUGAUUCCACAGUAGGGAAGGGAUUCAUACGGACCCCAUUGCUGGGUGGAUGUUGCGUGCGAGGAAGGGGUGGGAGCGUUAAUCAUUUUUGCAAUGCAGUUUUCUGAAAAUGAUGGAAAGCGCCACUCUACAUUAUAAUCCAUCCAUCUAUCCACCUUCUUCAGCUUAUCCGAGGUCGGGUCGCGGGGGCAGCAGCCUAAGCAGGGAAGCCCAGACUUUCCUCUCCCCAGCCACUUCGUCCAGCUCCUCCCGGGGGAUCCCGAGGCGUUCCCAGGCCAGCCGGGAGACAUAGUCUUCCCAACGUGUCCUGGGUCUUCCCCGUGGCCUCCUACCGGUUGGACGUGCCCUAAACACCUCCCGAGGGAGGCGUUCGGGUGGCAUCCUGACCAGAUGCCCGAACCACCUCAUCUGGCUCCUCUCGAUGUGGAGGAGCAGUGGCUCCUCCACAUAAUAAUAAUAAUAAUAAUAAUAAUGGAUUAGAUUUAUAUAAUGCUUUUCUAGACACUCAAAGCACUUUACAGAGAAGUGAGAACCCAUCAUUCAUUCACACCUGGUGGUGGUAAGCUACAUUUGUAGCUGCCCUGGGGUAGACUGACAGAAGCGAGGCUGCCUACGGCCCCUCCAACGGCAGUGAUUUGGGAUGGCAAGAGGCGGGGAGCGAACCUGCAACCCUCAAGUUUCUGGCACGGCUGCUCUACCCACCACGCCAUGCCGCCCCCACAUAGCAACUGACGCCGUGGUCAACGGUGGAAUUGCCACAAAACAUGCUUUAAAACAUUCGACACUCUACUGCCAUCCGGUGGCAGAGGUGAAUGAUGCACCCCAGCCCCCGCCCCCAAUUCAUCAAGUUUCAUUUGUCAGAAAAAACGUGACUAAUAGGGCCAUAUGCAUCCCCUUCCGACUGCAAUUGUCACAAUGAUACAGUUUCUUCAUAAUAUUGUAAUAUUAAUCGUAUUUCAUAUAGCAUCUUUAUUCUUCAUUAUUUGAUAACACAAGCUAUUCACAAAAAAUUAAGGAUAUUUAGCUUUCUGGUGAAAUUUCAAGAUGAAGCUAAACCAGGGGUGUCAAAUGUACGCCGCGAGGGCCGGGUCAGGUUUUAUCCGGCCCGCAGGAUGAGUUUGCUAAGUAUAAAAAUGUACCUGAAAUUUUUUAAUGAAAGAAACAGCUGUUCUAAAUGUGUCCAUUGGAUGUCGCAAUAGCAAUUCUUUGUAUCUUUGUAGAUGAUGCUACAUGUGUAUAAAAUAAACCACAUAUUAGCGCACCAGUCGAGGAAAAUAAUCAAACUACAUAAAUAACAUCCUGUAAUUUGAUUUUGAUAUAUUUUUUAUAUCGAUAGAUUGAAAAUUAACACCAAUGACUUGACUGAUGAACAUUAUCACAUAAGAAAAUAAUAAUAAAAUAUAAAUAACGACAAAUAAAUGACUAACGGCAGCGUAUAAGUUUAAAGAAAACCUAACAACAUUAUGAUUUGUACAUUUGUGCUUGUUCUAUUUGUAAACAAAGAAAACAAUCUGAAGUUGUCUUUAUUUUGAAGUUAUUGUGCCGUGAUUUUACCAGUCCGGCCCACUUGGGAGUACAUUUUUCUCCAUGUGGCCCCCGACCUAAAAUGAGUUUGACACCCCUGAUCUAAACCAUACAAUAUCCUUUACAGGCGAACCUAAAACUUCUGAAUGGAAAUGUCCAAAGUUUCCGUACUUUUGAACACCAAAAUUAAAACAGGUGUGAUCCAUGCAUCAACCAAAAUACAUUUUCACAGAAAAAAAACUCUUCCAGUCUGUGACCUAAGCUCAGUGGCCACUUUCCUCUGUUGUCAAAAAGUGAACAACAUGAUGAAGAGGACUGAAAAUACCAAUUGUAAUGAUACAAUUGUGGAUCACACACCUGUUGGCUCCUUGUAAGAGAACGAGUUGUGUGAAAAGUAGUGAGCCAUUGAACGCUUGGACAUUCAAAUGUCAAACGCGGUUUAGUUUUAUCCUGCAUUUUUUUUGUGAGUAGUGCAAAUAUUUUUUCACGCGCAAUAUGUUGGCAUCUUGUCAUUCUAUUAAUUUAUUCUCAUAGUUGUAUUUUUGUUUCCUUUCCAUUGUGGCCGUGACGCUCCUCGCUCAGAAAGAGACGGGGACACUGCGAUGUGUUUCGUACUCAGAAAAGAGGCAAAGUAGCAAUUUGUGCAAGUGCUUACUUUAGGAGCGCAUAUAAACCACUUUUAAAUCGUAAGCGCAUCCAACAUCGACUAAACAAAAUGUGUUCAUCUGUGCUUAAGGCAAAUAUAGCUUUCAUAACACAAGCCACUAAAACCAAACUUUUCGGGCGGUCAAUGUAUUUUUAAGUCUUUCUUUUGGGUGUUUUGAAGCUGCAAGUGAUGAUGUGUCAGCAUCUUUUAACUUGAGCUUAAAACUUUUAACAAUGAUCCUUUUUUUCAGUCUUUUUUAUUUGCAUUGCCAUUUGAUUAUUGUCUAUUUUCUCAUCACUACCAAAAACGAUGUUACUGGUAGUGAAAAAGCAGCCGAUAUGUGGAGGUCCAUGUGCUGCAGCAAGGAAAGCAAGAAAGGUUUCAUUGUUGGUAGCGGAUUCAUCUAAUAUCUCACACACUUAUGUUGUAUGUGUUUGUUCUAUUUUGUAUUGCCUUGGAAAAUUUGUGGUGUACGUACGAGGUGCAGUAAAUAACAAAUUAAAUCUUUUUUUCUGUG